Molecule: messenger RNA, 750 nt
Organism: Lodderomyces elongisporus
Lineage: Eukaryota; Fungi; Ascomycota; Pichiomycetes; Serinales; Debaryomycetaceae
Exons: 2
Coding region: 1-750 (249 amino acids)
Source: RefSeq, a predicted model, not a curated record
AUGAGUAGUGAGGUUGAACAUAAAGCUCCCGAAACGACAACAACUCAAGAUAACUUACAAACCAGCAGCAAUGUCUCUCAACAUGUUACAGGUCUUGCUCGCUUGCUUUGUAGGUUUAUUGAAAAAUUUACUCUUGACGAUACUACUCACGCAAAAGAGGUUCCAGGAAGAAGUACUACUCUUGAGAGUAUGGUUGAUCAUUUGGUGUUUAAUACAGUAAGUAGGGAUAUUUUGGAAGAAGUUAGAGAGAAGUCUCUAAUUGGGAAAGCUGCUUACUUAUACAUUAAAGACCAAUAUGGUGUAUUGCAACUACAUGAACAGAUUCAAUACAUUACUGAUCUUUAUGACAAAAUUUUGAGCAACAGUGUUAAGUUUGAGAAAAAGAUGCUGUAUUUUAACAACAUCUGGAAGUUCCUCACAAAAACAAAUGAAUCAGAACGUGAAUGUUUAAAACACUUUAUUUGGAUCCAUCAAACACUACCCAAAUUUGAACAGCAUUUUAAAGCUCAAAAUCUUGUUAUUUCCGAAAAAGAACUUACCAAAACGAUUAGAAUUUUCCAAAUCUUGAUGCGAAGACGGUUGCUCUUGCCACACACGGAUCUAAAGGUAGACCUCUGUCAGAAAAUCAACUUGAUACACUGCACAUCUGGGGAUGGCAAUGCUUUCAUUGUUUUGGUCUUGGUCAUAACUAUAAGUAGUUUUCAUCACCCCGGAGGCUUACUGCCAUACCUAAUUUUGAAGAACAUAUGA